GCUCGCAUUAGCCAAAAAGUAAUGCCCUUCACAUAAGGGUGUGUAUGGCAGACCCCAACCCCUCCAUGUUCCAUGUUCCAAACUUCCCAAACUUGCCUUUCAUGUCCCCACUCUUCUCCUUUUUUAUAAAACCCCACUUCUCUUCACCCCCCAAAACCCCUCCUUAAGUCCUUCCUUCAUUCAACUUCUCAAUCCUCAUUUGCUUUCUUUGCCACCACUUAAUUUUUUGCACACCAAAAUGUGUUCAUCUAAACCAAAAACUCUCCUUGGUACUAACACCAUAACUUCAGCCGAGCCUAAGAUCAAUGGCCGCCCGGUUCUUCAACCGACUUGCAACCGAGUUUCGAGCUUGGAGAGACGAAUGUCACUCAAAAAGACUACACCAAAAUCUCCUACUUCACCACCACUAGCCUUGCCAAUCCAAAAUGGAGCUUGCAAAACUAAGCCUUCAACACUUUCCCCUCCUGUCUCUCCCAAGCUGCCAUCGCCUAGGCCCCCGGCUAUCAAGAGAGGAAAAGAUCCUAAUUAUGAGCUGAAUUCAAGCGCCGAGAAGGUCCUAACACCGCGGUGCAUAAUCAAGUCGACGAGUUCAAUUAAGAAGUCAAAGAAGUGUGGUGGUGCUGGAGUUGUUGCCGAGACUUUGAAGAACUCUUCCUCUUUGAUAGUUGAGGCUCCGGGAAGCAUAGCUGCUGCAAGGAGAGAGCAAGUUGCUAUAAUGCAGGAGCAAAGAAAGAUCCGAAUCGCGCAUUAUGGAAGGACAAAGUCUGCCAAGUUUGAAGGGAAGGUGGUGGCUCCGAUGCUCGAUUCUUCGGUUGGUAAAGAACAAAAGAGAUGCAGUUACAUAACUCCUAAUUCAGAUCCUAUCUAUGUUGCUUACCAUGAUGAAGAAUGGGGUGUCCCUGUCCAUGAUGACAAGCUGUUGUUUGAAUUGCUAGUAUUGACUGGAGCUCAAGUUGGAUCAGAUUGGACUUCAGUAUUGAAGAAAAGAGAAAUAUUCAGAAAUGCCUUUUCAGGGUUUGAUGCAGAAGCAGUUUCUAAGUAUAAUGAAAAGAAGAUCACCUCAAUUGGCGCCGACUACGGCAUUGAACUAAGCCUUAUUCGAGGAGCUGUCGAUAAUGCUAACCGAAUUCUUGAGAUUAAGAAAGAAUUUGGGUCCUUGAACAAGUACUUGUGGGGAUUUGUGAAUAACAAAUUAAUCUCUACCCAAUACAAAUCAUGCCAGAAGAUCCCAGUGAAGACCUCAAAAUCAGAGAGCAUAAGCAAAGACAUGGUGAGGAGAGGAUUUCGGUUUGUGGGCCCCACAGUUAUCUACUCAUUUAUGCAAGCAGCUGGCCUCACAAACGACCACUUGAUCACUUGCCCAAGACACCUUCAAUGCCUUGCCUUGGCAUCUCAGCUUCCCUCAGUAGCCCCAGCUCUAUAAAUAUCACACCAUGCAAUUUACAAAACCCAAGUCAACAACAAUCAAAUUGAUAAUAAUAAUCAUAGUAAUAAUAAUAAAAAGGUUGAACUUAAUGUUAAUGUCUAUAACAUAUUAAUAAAUAUAUUUGACAUGUAAUAUAUAACCCCAUAAGCAUAGUAGUGUAAGCUUGUUUGCCAGACUAGCUAGGGAAAAAAAAAAAAAAAAAGAGGGUUGCUUAGUUGGCCUUUUGUGAUUUGUAAAAAGCUUAGUGGAAAAAAUGAUGGGCUAAGUAUGGGUUACAAUGUGUGUGGAUGUGAACACGGAAAGAAGGGAAUUUGGGGACAGACAGCAUGUGCAGAUGGGCAAAGGCAAAUGGCUCUCAUUGCUUGUGACCACCACAACAUGUACACGACACAAGCUCCAUUAUUUUGCUUCUCUUUUUCCACAGAUUGUGAGAGAAUAAUCAGUGCAAAUUGGACUGAUUGACAGUGGACAAGACUUGUCAAUUCUGCUUCAGAGAAGAUAUAUAUAUAUAUAUAUAUAUAUAACUCCGGUGCCCAGUCGAGGCGCCAAAGUUUCAAGCAUUCAACGCCAAAUUGUGACACGUCGCCACACACACGCUGCUAUAUGCCAACCUCAUGAAGACUAAAUGCUUAGUCCGUGCACAACUUGUCCUUUGUUUUCUAAUCUCUUAACGUUUUGAUUUUGGAAGCUAUGAUUGUAUAAAUGUAGCGUGUAAGUUUGAGCUUGUUAUUGUCUUUUAUAGAAUGAAAUUAUCUCUUAUUGUAUAAA
Molecule: messenger RNA, 2194 nt
Organism: Morus notabilis
Lineage: Eukaryota; Viridiplantae; Streptophyta; Magnoliopsida; Rosales; Moraceae
Exons: 5
Coding region: 239-1423 (394 amino acids)
Biological process (GO): base-excision repair
Molecular function (GO): DNA-3-methyladenine glycosylase activity
Source: RefSeq, a predicted model, not a curated record